GUUGAUUUUUUAAAAGUACUAUGAAAAAAUUGUUGCUUUUGCUUUUGAUUUUUGUUGUGUUGUGUUGUUUGUUGGAUGGGAGCAACGCGUGGAGAAGACGACGACGAAGAAGACGAAGUCCUCCACCAAAAAUUAACUGUGUUGUGUCUUCCUGGACAUCUUGGGGGGAGUGCAGCAAAUCUUGCUCCAGUGGCACGCACACCCGGACCAGAAGAAUAACAACGCAUCCACAGAAUGGUGGAAACGGAUGUCCACUGUUGGAACAGAGGGCGCCAUGCAAUAAGAUGGCAUGUCCCAUCAUUGAUUGUGAAUGGAGCAAAUGGGGAAGUUGGUCCGCGUGUUAUUCAUGCUCCCCUGAGAGGAGCCGAUUCAGGAACGUGUCUGUUGCCGCCAUGUUUAACGGCGAGGAUUGUAGCGGAAGUGACUACCAAAUAGAUAGAGGAUGUCCAGCAGCCAAACCUUGUACAACCACUUGUCCAGAAGGUUACUUCUCUUGCGCAGACGGUCUUACUUGCGUCAAACCACAACUUGUGUGUAACGGUGACAACGACUGUACUGACAACUCCGACGAGCAUAACUGUAAAUCCGGAAUAUCUUCACCCUGUGCCAGCAAUGAGAAAUACUCUGUUAUUCCUAGUAUCGGUUUAGCAGGCGCAGGGUUCGAUAUUACUGAAGGAAGAAUAGCUGGUGAAAUACUGGACAACCAUCAGUAUAACGGACACUGUGAUAUCGCACAUAGCGGUGAUCAUAAUCAGAUAUUCAGAAGACCUGCCAACAUUCAGAGCUACCGUUUCGAAGUAAAAGUUGACUCCAGUUUUUCAACUCGUUCGUACAACAGCGCGAAGGAAUACGUUGAAGAAGAAAGAAAAGCAACGGAGAAAAGCAUAAGCGUUGGAAGCUCUUUUGGCUUCCCCGGCAUUGGCGGAGUGUCAAUUAAAUCCAGCAGUACAAACAAUGCUAACAUGAGAAAAGUAACGUCACACUCAACAAACAAAGACGCCAAGUUUUUUAAAGUCACCAGCACAGUUAGACUUGCACAGUUCAGCACUGUACGAAAUAAGUUUUUUCUAUCACGCCAUUUCCGACGUCGACUUCGUGAUCUACCGGUGCAUUACGAUUACUUAAAAUACCUCAAUAUUAUCGCCGAUUUCGGAACUCAUUUCUACACUGGGGGUACAUUAGGGGGGAAGUACGAAUACAUCUACCGGUACUCUAAAUCUGCCCUGAAAAAGUCAGAACUGUCCGAGUCGGAUCAGAAGAAAUGUCUUUCAGUUGAAGCGUCAGCCAAGUUUUUUGGCGUGGGUGCUAGCAGUGGUUCAAAGUCAUGUUCCAGCAACGGACUUUCAAAAUCUAAUGGAAAUAGUUUUACUAAAUCAGCGGAAGACGUGAUUUCAAAUGUUAUUGGUGGAGAUUCAGGCAAAGCAGCUUCGUUAUCGUUCAGCAACGAUCCGAACGACAACGAUUACGACGCGUGGGUUGAAACUGUGAAGCAUAACCCCAGUAUCAUAGACUACGAGAUCACACCGAUCAGCGCUGUUAUCACUAACUCUGCAAAACGAGCCAACAUGGAACGAGCGUUGUACCAUUACAUGGCAAAGUAUGACUUCGAUGUUUGCACAGGAACGUGCUACAACGAUGCUGAUAAGAUUGUAGGAAACAAGGGCAAAACAUGCGCAUGUCUUUGUAAAGCAUCUUACACCGGUGUAGAUUGUCAUAACCAAUAGAACAAUAACAACAAUUUGCAUUAGCGAAAAAUCUACUGUCACAUAUAUAUGCUUUAAUUGUAGUAGUGUCACGUACCGGAAUAAAAAAAAUAAUUUGGUUACUG
This is a messenger RNA of Ciona intestinalis (vase tunicate), 1828 nucleotides long. Its product is annotated as complement component C6. Gene Ontology annotation, cellular component: membrane attack complex. Gene Ontology annotation, biological process: immune response. Gene Ontology annotation, molecular function: protein binding. The record is from RefSeq and is a predicted model, not a curated record. Lineage: Eukaryota; Metazoa; Chordata; Ascidiacea; Phlebobranchia; Cionidae.